Triticum aestivum (bread wheat) is the source of this 2215-nucleotide messenger RNA. RefSeq names its product pre-mRNA-processing factor 19. Gene Ontology annotation, cellular component: cytoplasm; Prp19 complex; U2-type catalytic step 1 spliceosome. The coding region runs from base 154 to 1824 and encodes 556 amino acids. The transcript is spliced from 17 exons. NCBI's taxonomy places the organism in Eukaryota, Viridiplantae, Streptophyta, Magnoliopsida, Poales, Poaceae. Gene Ontology annotation, molecular function: ubiquitin protein ligase activity; protein binding. Gene Ontology annotation, biological process: DNA repair; protein ubiquitination; mRNA splicing, via spliceosome. The record is from RefSeq and is a predicted model, not a curated record.
AAAAAAAAGAGUUUCCAGUGUGCGCCUGGAGCAAAUCCACCCCCUCCCUCCCCCAAACCCACACCUCGUCGUUGCCACCACCAUUGCCGCCGCCGGAGAGCCCGCCCUCUGGAGGCGCAGCCGCCCGCCGAUACCACCGUCGUCUCCGCCGCCAUGAUUUGCGCAAUCUCCGGCGAGGUGCCGGAGGACCCGGUCCUGUCGACCAAGUCGGGGCUGCUCUUCGAGCGGAGGCUCAUCCAGCGCUACAUCGAGGACCAUGGGAAGUGCCCGGUCACCAAGGAGGAGCUCGCCAUGGACGACCUCGUGACGGUGAAGACCAACAAGAUUCCUAAGCCUAGACCUCUGCAAGCUGCAAGUGUCCCUGGACUCCUUGGUAUGUUUCAGAAUGAGUGGGAUGCUCUCAUGCUGUCUAAUUUUGCUUUGGAGCAGCAGCUACAUACAGCAAGACAAGAGCUCAGUCACGCGUUAUACCAGCAUGAUGCUGCUUGCCGUGUUAUCGCCAGACUAAAGAAGGAAAGAGAUGAGUCUAGGACACUUUUGGCUCAAGCUGAAAGGCAGAUUCCUAUUUCAGCUGCAGGACCUGCGCCUGUAGCUGCUGUUACAAAUGGGAAAAGAGGUUUUCACCGUUCUAACAUGUCAAAAGCUAACUUUUUUGUCUGUUUUGCUCUAAUCCUCUUUCCUGGAUACACAGCUUUGGAAGAUGAAGUGGGUCCUGAUGGGAAGAAGAUACGUCCUGGUAUUAAUCCUGUCAUCAUCGAUGAAUUAACAGAAUGCAAUUCUGUGCUCUCAGCACAGCGCAAGAAACGGCAGGUACCUCCAAGUUUAGCACCAAUUGAUGCACUUGAAAGAUAUACUCAAAUCUCCAGUCAUCCACUUCACAAGACGAACAAACCAGGGAUUUUAUCUAUUGAUAUUCAUCAUUCAAAGGAUAUUAUUGCUACUGGGGGUAUCGAUACAAACGCAGUUCUUUUCGAUAGGCCGUCGGGUCAAGUCUUGUGCACUCUCACUGAUCACUCAAAGAAGAUUACGAGUUUGAAAUUUGUUCCCCGUGAUGAGCUUUUGAUAACCGGAUCAGCAGAUAAGACUGCCCGUGUAUGGCAAGGUAAUGAAGAUGGAAGCUAUGGUUGCAGGCACACAAUGAGAGAUCAUGGUGCAGAGGUUGAAGCUGUCACGGUCCAUGCUAGUCAGAAAUACUUUGCAACUGCCUCCAGAGAUAGCACAUGGUGCUUUUAUGAUAUUUCAACAGGGUCUUGCCUCACACAGGUUGGUGAGGCUUCUGGACAAGAUGGAUACACAUCAGCAGCUUUCCACCCGGACGGUCUUAUUCUUGGAACAGGCACGUCAGAAGGUGUUAUCAAAAUUUGGGAUGUAAAAUCACAGGCAAGGGUUGCAAAGUUUGAAGGGGAGGUCGGGCAUGUUGGAACAGUGACUGCCAUGUCCUUCUCAGAAAAUGGAUAUUUCCUAGCGACCGCAGCCCUUGAUGGUGUCAAGCUUUGGGAUCUACGAAAGUUGAGGAAUUUUAGGACCCUCUCUCCAUACGAUCCAGACACACCAACAAGUUCUGUGGAGUUUGACUUUAGUGGAAGUUAUAUCGCCGUUGCCGGUUCUGAUAUAAGGGUUUACCAAGUGGCCAAUGUCAAGACGGAAUGGAAUCUUGUCAAGACGUUACCAGAUUUAUCCGGCACAGGGAAAGUGACAUCGGUGAAGUUCGGGGCAGAUGCCAAGUAUGUGGCUGUAGGUUCCAUGGACCACAACCUGCGCGUAUUCGGGCUCCCUGGAGAUGAGCAGAUGGAGGAGGCAAAAUCAGAGUCAGCGGCGCAAUGAGUAGAUGGUACAUAUCUUUGAUUUUGCUCAGGAUGCAGUAACCAUUUUGCCGUUGGUAGUCCGUGUCGUCGAGGAUACGCUUGAAAGAGGAAUAUGCAUGCCCCUGAACUGAAGCAGCCCGGCGGUCCAAGUGGUCCAUCAAACCUGUGGGGCGAGCCACAUGUUUUUUUGUAAUUCGACGACGUUUGCACCGAACGAAAUAUCUAUCUAAGAUGCCAAAGGCUGUCUAGGUUGUUGGUCGUUUGAUGCGAGGGCCGCGCGGGAUUUGGUAGAUAUAGGUUGAGUUUUACCAGAUAUAUGUAUGGACUUGAACUGUACAAGGCUGGCAGAAGCGACGUUGAGGAUUCUGUUACCCUUUCUGCUAGGCAUUGUAGUAGUAGUACUGUUUUUA